Messenger RNA from Oppiella nova, 4014 nucleotides. NCBI's taxonomy places the organism in Eukaryota, Metazoa, Arthropoda, Arachnida, Sarcoptiformes, Oppiidae. The record is from the annotation of a GenBank genome assembly.
ACGUUGUGUUUGUUUUAUAUGACAUACCAUUCAUUGCUAUCAACGCCUGUAUUGACACAAAAGCCACUCUUUCUGUGACUCAAACCCAAUCGCAGUCCUCCCCGAAGACAUCACCGGAUUAUUAUGUCCUCAACUGUUCCGCAACUCAAUUACACCUUCAAUGACUGUAAUUCGGUUGUUGUCAACGACUUGUUCCCAUCGACACAAUCACAUGAAAUACACACACAAUCGAGUCAUCAGAUGUCCGAUUCGGAACAGAGCGCUCAGAGUCAAGACAACGACCGAAAGCUAGCGCUAACUCUGCCGAUCAUAACGGGUCCCAACGGUUUCCAAGUGAAUGGUCCCCACAAUGAACGCCAAGAAUACGCGGAAUCGGAGAAAUCGAUUCACUCGUCGCAGAAGACGGGAUCAAAUAAGACGGGAAACGAGUGGGAGAUUCUAGAGGGACUCAAAGACGGCCAGCGCUGCGAAGACAAGCCAAACAAAUUCGAUGGCUUUAUGCUGAAGAGGAGGAAGUGGCCGCUCAAGGGUUGGCACAAACGGUACUUCCAUUUGGAGAACGGGAUUCUCUCGUACUCGAAGAGCGCCAACGAUAUAAUGAAAGGCAAGAUUCACGGCUCUGUUGACGUGGGGCUGUCCGUCAUAUCGACUAAACGCAGCUCAAAGCGCAUUGAUAUCGACGCCGAAGAAUUCAUUUCUCACUUAAAAGUGAAGAAUCGCAUUCUGUUCACCAAAUGGAUAUCAAUGCUGAGACAUCACCGGCUGUACAGACAGCACGAGAUUGCUUUCGGGAACCGAAUUAACGCCAUUUCCACGCCCGUCCGGUCAGUGGUGUGCAGUGGGGACACGACUCCCAACUACGAGAUGAACUCCAAAGUGAUCGCUUGGAUACUGGACUCCGCCGUCGAGUCGGACAAGAACUUCAGUAAAGAGUUGAUUGAUUUGCAGCUAAAGCUCGUGAAGUUGAGCUCAUUAUUGAAGUUAAUUGAGAUGCAGAUCGACUCCAAGUCGGACGCCAUUCCUUCCUCAGAGACUGUGAGCCUUAAGAAACAAAGGCGUCGUUUCCUUCUGCGCCGAAAGAAGCAGAACUCGACCACCACUUCCACCGAUAAGACAACCACCAAAAAGGGUGAACCAAACGCUCAGAAUCAGGACUCGGCGCUCGUCGAUAAGAAUAACUUAAAGCCACUGCCGAUCGGCCAUCACCUGAGCUCAUCGAUUACGGUCCUCAACGAGACGUCUUUAGCGCCCAACAGUUCCACCGAUUGGAUGACACAGUCGUGCAAUGAGGCGGAGACCGACUUUAAAGACCACUCGCAGGGCUUUGAUUCGAUGAAAUCGACAAAAGCUAUCAUUGAUUUCGUGAGUCUCGCGAACGAUGUAAAUAACUGUUUCCGGACUCUCUAUCGUUUGGUCCAAAACGAGAGCUCCAAAAGGAAAUCAAUCAAACGACCGGCCAAUCAGUCGAUACACCACGACAUUGAUUUGGUCUACUCUUUGAGACAAUCACUGUCCGAUGCACUCAAACAGAAUAAGGAGUUGCGCUCCAGACUGGAACAAAUUCACGAGACAUCGAACGUGUCCUCCUUUACGCCAAUACCUCCCGAAGCGGCCGUUCAGAUAACGGCCGCCACGAGUGUCACAGAAGUGGACGACGUCGACGAGCAGACUAUAAUCCACGAGCCGUUGGCGCACUCGGCGUCUCGCGAGAGUACGUCUGUGUUGAGUAUAUCGGAGUAUUUCGACGCCGAAGAGAACCUCUCGGCCUGUACUACAUCUACAGAGGACGAGGACGAAGAGAGUCUGGCCACUGAUCUCAGUGACGACGGCACCGAAUACAGGAAUUUAUCCAAAGCUUCCAUCGAUAAUAUAUCGAUCGCCAACAAAACCGGUCGGCGAUCGAAACUGCCAGCCCCUCAGCCCGAUACAGGCGAUGUCUCGCUGUGGAGUCUUUUAUGUAAGAAUAUCGGCAAAGACUUGUCGAAGAUCUCAAUGCCGGUCACAAUCAAUGAGCCCUUAAACGUGUUGCAACGUCUGUGCGAAGAGCUCGAGUACAGCGAACUCCUCGACAAAGCGUCCAUAAUUGAAGACAAUCGCCAACGAAUGCUACAAAUCGCCGCCUUUGCCGUCUCCUCCUACAGCUCGGCCUACUAUAGGGCCGGACACAAGCCAUUCAAUCCCCUGUUGGGCGAAACAUACGAAUGCGUUCGCGAGGACAAGGGUUUCCGGUUUAUAUCGGAACAAGUCAGUCAUCACCCGCCGGUGUCCGCCUGUUGGGCCGACUCUGAUAACUAUAUCUUCUGGCAGGACAUGAGAAUCAAAAGUAAGUUUUGGGGCAAAUCGAUGGAAAUAAUUCCGUUCGGAACGGUUCACGUCCUCCUCAAGCCUUUCAACGCUCACUACCGCUGGAAUAAAGUGACGACUUGUGUCCAUAACCUGUUCAAAGGGCAGCGUUGGGUCGACAACUACGGCGAGCUCACCAUAACGGACGGCGAGCUCACGUGUCGGUUGACGUUUGAAAAGGCGAGCUAUUGGUCUAAUAAGAAGCACGAAGUGAAUGGAGUGCUGCUGAACGCCAACGGGGAUGUGAUUGAGCGGCUGUUUGGCAAGUGGAACGAGUCGUUGCAUUGUGGCAGUGCUCCCGGUGCCAAAACCAUUUGGAGGCCCGGGUCCAUGCCUCAGGACUACGAACUCUACUAUGGCUUCAGUCGGUUCGCCAUAGAGCUCAACGAACUGACGCCGGAGUUGAAGAAAGCGUUGCCGCCGACGGACACCCGAUUCCGAGCCGACCAAAGACUGCUUGAAGAGGGAAACAUUCAGAGCGCAGAGACUGUGAAACUCCAGUUAGAACAGCAACAGAGGGAACGCCGCAAACUCCGGGAACAGAACGGACAGCCAGACAGGGGUCCGCUUUGGUUUAGGAAAGAGAUGAUUAACGGCGAGGAGACCUACAAAUAUAGCGACAAAUACUGGGAUAUGCGAGAGAAAGGCUUCGAAAGCGUUGAGUUCGAGAAACUUUGGUAGUUAUUAGCGAAUCAUUAGAUUUGUUAUCUAUAGUCACAACAAAUCAAAUAUGAGAUUAUAAUUUUCUAGUCGGCGAGUGAAUAGGCCUUCAACUUUUAGGUCAUUAGCGAACGUACUUUACAAUUAGCAAUUAAUUAACGACUAAUAAUUGAAUUCAUUUUCGGGGAACUCCUGUUCACGCGUUGAUCUUAACUAUCGUUGAAGUUAUUAAUUAAGUCAUCAGUUAAAUCAUUGAAGAGGUGCUGAUAAACUAAAAGCUGACCAUUUUUAUGAACGUUUCGUUUUUACGUUUUAACAUCGAUUGCCAACAGAAAGCUAUGCAAACAAAAAAUACAAAACUUAAGACAAAAAAUCACAAUCCAUUUGUUAUUAUCGAUUGUAACACAAUAUUACUGUUGGCCAUCGAUCUGUUUUUAUUCGUUAAGUUAUUUAGUUUUACACAAAAAAAAGAUUUAUAAAUAAUUCAUUGUUUGAGUUAUGAACAAAAAAUUAUUACUAUUAAAUUUAUGUUAUUUAGUCUUAAAAGAAAAUAUUUUCUGAAACACUUGAGUCUGUGAUGUGUGCCCUCGAGUCGAGUCCCAUUUGACGACUGAAUAUCUCUGUGUAUUCUAAGGGCACAUAUGAACCCCAAAAACCAAACAAAACAAAAUCAAACUAAUUGUAAGAUUUUAUUAUUGUUGACUUAAAAGUUUGCUUUCGAUUUUUAAAGUGAUAUUUUCCUUAUUUACUUGAAUGGCAUUAGACGUGUAGACACACCACUGGGUCUCACGAUAGCCUUAAUGACAUUAAAUGACUAAAACUGAUUGUUAUUAUUCAUUAAUUCUCUAAUGAGUUGUAUAAUAAUUAACAAAUCGAUACUAUUAUUAUAUAAAUAUUAUUAAAUAUCAAUAGUUUACAAAAAUACAGACAAAACAAAUGAGUCAAUGAAUGAGAUGUAAAAUAAAUCUAAUCUUAAGUCAAUUUAAAAUGAAAAUAAAAUAAAUGAUUUUA